CGUAAACAACGUUCUCAGUUACAAUUUCUUGCUCGACAACUGUGUCUCGUGUCAAAGAAAGUGAUACUAUAUUAGACAAGUACAACGGUGCUUCGAUAUGACGUGAUUGUUCUUUACCGUUGCCAGUUCGACCAUCGUGACAAAAUCGAUUUUAUCGAGAAACUGACAAUCAGCCAACUUCGUCACCUGGACGAAAUAUCAUUCGAUAAUCACAAGAAUAUUGAAUCGAUCUUUAUCGACCGAUCCACAAUGAAACUUACCCUUUUUCGUAUCGAAAACUGAAUCAGUCGGUUGUCGGAUCUUCGUGGAUGCAGGUAUCCGUGGAAAGUUGCGAAAACAAAUGCGGUACAUGAACGAAUCGCGAGCAAGCGUGAUUACGCGUGAAUCUCGGUGCCGAAAUGCGUAAUUAACGCGAGUGGAGCUUCGGUGGUUCUUCCGUGGUACAGCCAAUCCUGUGCACGCAAGUGACCGGAGGCUCCGCCCAUCUAGAGAGCCCCGUUGCCCUUUUCCUCGUGACUACCGGCCACAGUACGUACGCGAACGUUCACGGAGUGUCAUCGCGUUCGGUGUCGGCUUCGUAUUCUUGAAACGAGUUUCACGUAUUCGACGUACUCCGAUUUUUCACGCGACGGGACGCGAAUUCUUCUUCCCCGAAGUCAUUCGAACGAUUGAACGUCCCGUUUAGCGAAAAAGCGCGGUUGUGGUAAAAAGAGUGCGCGGCAGGACAAAGAUCGCGUCCUUUUUGGCAAGGUUUACGCGCGUCGAUCGCGAGAUCUGUAAUCCAUCCGGCACGAGAAACAUGUAAAAGGAAAACGACGCACGGUCGAAGGGAAAGAAAGAAAGAGAAAGCAAGCCGUCGUGUUCUGUAACUGGAAGCAUACGUCGGACACCAGCGAUCGUAUCGGAUCACGGACAACGUUCGAUCUCGAUCUGUCAGCCUCGGGAUCGACUAGUCGAUGCGAAUCACCGAUCGAUAUCGACGCUCGUAAGAAUGCGCGGCUGAAACGGGAGCGACGCGACGACGGUGCGACCUUGUCUUUUCUUUUCUUUUCCCCGUCGAACGAUCCCAACGAUCAAACGAGAGUCACCGAGGCCAUCGAAUCGUAACCGAAGAUGCGGCCCAUUCUGACGAUCUUCUUCCUCGUGCCGUUGCUGUUCGUCGCGUGGCAAAAUGGUGCGCAAGCCAACUGGUGGUAUCUGGGCGUGGAGCCACGGGCCAGCAGCGGGUCAAGCCUUGGGAGCGGUGCCGAGGGCCAGCCGCAGAUCGUCGGCACGGGUGUGAUCGGUCCUGCGAGCGCCGAAAAGAACUGCAAGAGUGUGCACCUGACUGCGAAGCAACAAACGAUAUGCUCCCGCUCGCCGCCGGUCCUCCAGGCAGUCAGCGCGGGCGCGAGAUUGGCCAUCGAGGAGUGUCAGCACCAGUUCCGGUCGGCCAGAUGGAACUGCUCCAUCAGCCCGGAAAAUCCGGACAACGUUUUCGGCGGCGUGAUGCUAGUCAACAGUCGCGAGGCAGCGUUCGUGUACGCAAUAUCGGCGGCGGGGGUUGCCUACAGCGUCACCAGAGCCUGUUCCAGGGGUGAGCUCACCGAUUGCUCGUGCGACAACCGGGUCAGAACGCGGCGUCCGAAUAAUUGGCAAUGGGGCGGAUGCAGCGAGGAUAUCCAUUUCGGUGAGAAGUUCUCGCGAGAGUGGUCGGACGGUGGCGAGGAACCCGUGAAGGAGGGUGUGCUGCACGGGCCGAAAGGGCUGGCUGGCCAGCUGAUGAGGAAGCACGAUAGCGAGGCUGGCAGGCGCGCGGUCCGCUCGAGAAUGCAACGCGUGUGCAAGUGUCACGGUAUGUCAGGUUCGUGCAGCUUGCGCGUCUGUUGGAGAAGACUGCCAGCGUUUAGGGUCGCGGGAGCUGCCCUGGCCGCGUUGCACGAGGGCGCGGCUUUGGUACGACUGGCGCAACGUGGCGGAAGAAGACCGGCGAGACUGAGGCCUGCUCGUCCGGACCUCAAACGACCUAACAAAACGGACCUAGUGUACCUCGAAGACAGUCCAGACUACUGCGAGAAAAAUAUCACGCUUGGUAUUCCUGGGACAAGAGGAAGGAUAUGCAACCGGACGUCCCCCGGUCUGGACGGAUGCCGAUUGCUGUGCUGCGGCCGAGGCUACCAGACUAGAGUACGGGACGUGUCCGAAACGUGCAACUGCCGGUUCGUCUGGUGUUGUCACGUGAAGUGCGAGCUGUGUCGGCACAAGCGGGAGGAGCACGUGUGCAAUUAGGCGAGGAGACAAAGGAUAUGAUAAAGAUUUGCAUUCCGGUCGGCCUAUCGAAAGGUGCUUCACGACCCUCUACGUCGAGAUCUCUCGAUGGCCUCGUUCUCCAAUGGUCGCGACGGAAUCAGGGUAGAGACCGCGCAUCUACCACCCCGCAUCAUUUUUUUUUUAAUCUCUUCGUUUAUUAAGACUGACCCGGCUGUAUUACUGCGGCCGGUCGCGCGUCGAGUAGAAGAAAACCGCCGCGAGAGGCUACGAAAUGUGAAACGUUACGUUAUAGUGCAUUCUGUGCCUGACAGUCAGAGUUUCGUAAGGCCACCGCGCUUCAGGAAGAUGAUUCAAAUAAUUUUCGACAGCUCUGAAGAAUCGAUCGAGAAUUCAAGUGAGUAAGUCGAAUGAAAAAACGGAACAUGGAGGAUUCCCAGUGUCAGAGAACUGGAAUCGUCUCGACGUGCAUUCGAGGCGCAGCAUACCGGAUAAUACGAGAUGAAAAUUUGCAGUCCGCGCGGCUCGUUAUGCUAGUCUGGCUCUCAGGUGCAUCAUUAUUUAUGUAAAUGUUAACAUGUUGAGGAUCGGCGAUGAAAAUCGGUCCGAUUCCCGAAUGUAUCCGAGAAUUAGUGGGAAUCGAGCUCGAGGUAAGAGUAUAAAUUAUACACAGGUAAUAUUGCUCGUAUUAUGCUACGAUUUUAUGUAAUAUAUGUAGGAAGAACGAAAUAAUUAAACGUGCCAAUGGAUAUUCCACUCUCCCAUCGAGUAUGAUAAUUGUACUUCACAAAAUUCGAUUCGCAUCGUACUUUCUAUGUACAUAAUGAGUUUUGUGCGUAUAGAUUUAUUUAUUGCAACCAGGUCCGCGCGAAUGCAGCGGAUUUAUAUUAAGUGGAUUACUCAUUGGUAUAUACUUAAUGAAAACUCUCGUUCGCAACGAUGAAUUCUUAAUUCGAAACUGUGAGGGCAACGAAACGCGUACGCGCGCAGAUACCGCGACGCGAAACUCAAUAUGUUAAUAAUUUACGGUUUUUGCUGACGCGAGAGAUAGAGUGAUAGAAAAAAAGCGUGCGUGCAUGUGCUUCCGCGUGAACGGGAUCGGGUAUCUGGAUGAACGAGCGUCUGAACACGCGGACGAAAUAGAGUAAUAUAGGCGAGACGUUAGACCACUCGACGACCACUCUAUUCCUUCCUUUCCUGUCCUUCUUUCUUUUUUUCCUCUUCAUCCUCAAACCUUUCUGUUCUGUUCGUGCUCGCACAUUCGCGUAUGGCGCGAGAGUCUUAUUUAUAUUCGAGGUAAAAACCUCCACGAUGUGUAGGUAUCUCAUUGUAUACUAUACCAAUGCUCUCUAGCGCGUAGAACCACCCUGUUUUCACCUAAAUACGAAGCGAGCUACAGUGAGCAGCAAAAAUAUUAUUGGAAGCUGAAAGAAAUGAACUGGAGCUUCCUAAAAAUCAUCUCACAGUCAUGUUUACGGAAUAAUUAUACGUAUAAAUAAGUACGGAAUAAUAAAGUACGUAUCAUCGCUAAUAUAAGACGGCUUACGAACUUGCUAGAGUGAUUUUUAUGCGACUCUAUGCGUCUUGAACUCGUUACGAUUACUAUCUACGUGCAUUUAAAUACUUUCGCGGCUCACUGUACACGUCUCGCAGUAUCUCGGCCGAAGCGUACCGGCGCGGCGAACAAUGCGAGUUACGAGGAGCGAGGCGGACUACGAAAGCGAGAGUCCAGGUCAAAGAAAAAGAAAAAAAGCGGGCAGGGAGAAAAAUAGGCGAAAGGAGGCCGCGAUAAGUGACGCGUAUCCGCUCCCGGCAGUUCGCCUCGGAUCGCUCGAUUCGGGAACAAUUCUGCCAAUGACUGUACAUACUGUCUUCUUUACUGUUUUUGUAGAUUUUACGUCCACGACCGUCGCGCUGUAUAUAGAUAAGCAUAUAACAUGUACACGAAACGCACGUGGUCUAUUUAAACAAUUGCAGGAUUGAUAAUUGA
Molecule: messenger RNA, 4237 nt
Organism: Ceratina calcarata
Lineage: Eukaryota; Metazoa; Arthropoda; Insecta; Hymenoptera; Apidae
Product: protein Wnt-1
Exons: 7
Coding region: 1114-2268 (384 amino acids)
Biological process (GO): cell fate commitment; neuron differentiation; multicellular organism development
Cellular component (GO): extracellular region
Molecular function (GO): cytokine activity; frizzled binding
Source: RefSeq, a predicted model, not a curated record